CCACAUCCCGAGCCAGCGCCACCGGCUACUCCGGACGUCAGUGUAUCAUGUAGAGUUCAAGGUCAGGCGGUCAGCCAGUGUACAUCUGCUGGAAAGGUUCAGUUCCGGGCUAAUGUUCCGGCGAUGGACUCACUGAAAAUGGCGGACCGCGCUGUCUGCUGGCUGUCCCUGCUGUCUCUCGUGCUGUCCAUGGCCUCGGCCCGCAGUCUGCACAGCAACGAGCACAGCCACGGCUUUCUCAAUGAGCACAGCAAGGCAGGACGUGCCCACGCGCACGCGUACAAGUCGCAUGACCAUACGGCACACGCGCAGUUUUCGGGUGACGAGGCCACAGCCGGCGAGAGCACUCCGAGCGGUGGAUUUACCAAGCACGGAGACCCGCUUAUAGUGGAGACUACGAGCGGUCUGGUGCGCGGUACAUCUAAAACAGUUUUAGGCCGCGAGGUUCACUUGUUCACCGGCAUACCUUUCGCCAAACCCCCAGUCGGGCCACUGCGGUUCCGGCGUCCCGUGCCUGUGGACCCAUGGCACGGAGUCUAUGACGCUACGACUCUCUCCAACUCCUGCUACCAGGAGAGGUACGAGUACUUUCCUGGAUUUGAAGGGGAAGAAAUGUGGAAUCCAAAUACCAACAUAUCUGAGGACUGUUUAUAUCUAAAUAUCUGGGUGCCCCAGAGGCUUAGGAUUCGGCACAGAUCAGAAGGCCCCGCCUUUAAGCAAAAGGUGCCAGUUCUGAUCUGGAUCUACGGUGGAGGCUAUAUGUCGGGUACUGCGACACUGGAUAUCUACGACGCCGACCUGGUGGCCGCCACUAGUGAUGUCAUCGUAGCUUCCAUGCAGUAUCGCGUGGGCGCCUUCGGGUUCCUCUACCUGACGCCUGACCUACCCCCUGGAAGCGAGGACGCUCCGGGAAACCUGGGUCUGUGGGACCAAGCGCUGGCCAUCCAGUGGAUUAAGGCCAACAUUGCCGCCUUCGGGGGCGAUCCAGAGCUUUGCACGCUCUUCGGAGAAUCCGCGGGCGGAGGAUCCGUGAGCUUGCACCUCGUUUCGCCUGUGACCCGCGGACUGGUCCGUCGCGGCAUCAUGCAGUCCGGCACGCUGAAUGCCCCUUGGAGCUUCAUGACGGGGGAGAAAGCCGUAGAGAUCGCCAAGACCCUAAUAGAUGACUGUGGCUGCAACUCCUCCAUGCUGGCAGAAAGUCCUUCUAGAGUGAUGUCCUGCAUGCGUGGCGUGGAUGCCAAAACUAUAUCCGUCCAACAAUGGAACUCUUAUUUUGGCAUCCUAGGGUUCCCAUCGGCCCCCACCAUCGAUGGAAUUUUCCUUCCAAAACACCCAUUGGAACUACUCAAAGAGGGCGACUUCCAGGAUACAGAGAUUCUCAUCGGUAGCAACCAAGACGAAGGUACUUACUUCAUCCUUUACGACUUCAUAGACUACUUCGAGAAAGAUGGCCCGAGUUUCCUGCAGAGAGACAAGUUUUUAGAUAUCAUCAACACUAUUUUCAAGAACUUCACGAGGCUUGAGAGGGACGCCAUUAUUUUUCAGUAUACGGAUUGGGAACAUGCGAAUGAUGGUUAUCUUAAUCAGAAGAUGAUUGGCGAUGUUGUGGGUGAUUAUUUCUUCAUCUGUCCUACCAACCACUUCGCCCAGGCCUUCGCCGACCACGGACUCAAGGUUUACUAUUACUUCUUCACCCAGAGAACGAGCACGAGUCUGUGGGGAGAGUGGAUGGGGGUGAUGCAUGGGGAUGAAAUUGAGUACGUCUUUGGCCAUCCACUCAACAUGUCAUUGCAGUACAACGCCAGGGAACGUGACCUCAGCUUAAGAAUUAUGCAGGCCUACUCUAAAUUCGCAUUGACAGGGAAACCAGUAUCAGAUGAUAUAAACUGGCCAAUCUACUCGAGGGAGCAGCCACAGUAUUACAUUUUCAAUGCUGAAAAAAGCGGCAUCGGAAAAGGUCCUCGAGCGACUGCUUGCGCUUUCUGGAACGACUUUUUACCAAGGCUCAGAGGGCAGCCAGACCCAGAGUGUGUCGUGGAUCCGACAGACACUGAGACGAGCAGCCCUCUGGUGAACACAGAGCCCGACUCCGCCGCCACCAGGCAUCUCUCUGUAGCAACAGUGCUGUGUAUGCUGUUUGCAACAAUAUAAGGGUCUGAGAAGAACACUGCGUCACCGUGCCUCAACGCGUCGUCGCCUCUACUGGCAGCUGACACUAUCGGCGGUGGCAGAACAAUGCACGCACUCGGGCCAGUGCGCGCUGGCCUAUCACUGCAACUAGACCCGUAUUCGAUGGCACUUUUAUAAUGUUAUCGUUUGAUCCUGAUUUAUUUUUAAUACGGAACUCAAAGGACGCUAAGUGUAAAAAAGUAUUUGUAUGAUUUAGGCCUAAUUAGUAUAACGACUUGUUUUGAUCAGUUAUUCGCCUAAUUAAGUGGUUUUACAUAAUUAUUAUCUGUACUAGUUACCAUAUCAGUAAGAAACGAUACAUAUCAAUUUCUAUGCAUAUCAAGACUUAGAUUAGAGUAAUGGUUUUGUAUAUAAUUUACCAAUUAAGGUUGGGGUAAAAGCGACAUAUAUCAAAUACAUAUCAAAAGUGUAACUAUAUUUGUAUAUCUGUAGACUUCUAAGUAAUUAAGUUUAUAUCAUUAUAAGCUACAUCAAUGAAUGUGUAAACGACGAUGUGAUUAAAUAGUAGGUAACAAAUUUAUUAUGACAUAGCGAUAAAAGGAUGUCUUUACUGAGCUUGGCUUCUCGAGGCACAAAGAUACAGCUUUAAAGCAAACGCUUCUACACGCCUUAGAUCCCCUAUAAAACGACCUGUAACCCCAUCCUGUAUAUUAGGUUUUAUUCUCAUAUCGAACUGUGCCAUGAAAAUCACUUUACAGGAACCAUAAGGAACCGGUUUUGUAACAACUUUCGAAUCGAAUCUAUACCACUUCAGUAGAGCAUUUAACGCGCAGGCAGGACGUAGUUGACUCUCGAGUCAAAGCCCAUUUUACCGUCACCUCGUGGCUCCGAACGCUGGAUUCUGCAAAUAGGUUUGUAAUUUAGUUGGAAACGGGAAGAACGUGAGAGGUGGACAUUUAUUCGCAGAACGCCGCGACGUCACACGUGUAGAGAGGCUGCAAGACUUUACAUCGGCGAUGACGCCAAUAAACUAAAUGUACUACGUGUUCUUGUUAGCACAACCUACUCGGUGUCCGUGCACUGUAUGUCUAAGUACCCGAGUGAGACUGGCGCUCACAUUCGAUGUAAAGUGUAAACAGCAAAUAUUUUAGGAACUUUUACAAGUACCUCUCCUAAAAUUACCAUGACCGCCAUUUUGUACACUUCUUAUAUACAGUAUACUGACAAACUGUACAAUAUUGUGAAUAGGACAAAACUUGUUAUAUAAACAUAUUUAUAUAUUUCUACGCUACUUUUAUCUUUGUAAGGUAUUGAAACAAGGUAUCUAGCAAAGUAGGGAUCAUUUGGGACAAUCUAACCACGUCCAUGUGGCGCUAUCUUUUUGAGGCAGGCUGAACUUCUAACAAUCCAGUUUUACCACGAUCGAUCAAAGUUAACGUUCAACGAACAUUCGCUCACCGCGUACUGGCAAGACCCCGCCCCCUUGGCAUUACGCGUCGUGCUCCUGUGGUCGGUAAUGUUACUUCAACAAACCAGAAGCCACCAUGUUUAUUUUCAGCUAUGAACUCCUGAGUUAGAUGGAACUUUUUUACUUUUAAAGCUGCAAAAUUAUAAUGCUGGCAUUUGUUUGAAUGUUUUAGUGUCUAUAUUACCAUUAUUGGAAACAGUUACGAUGGAGUCCAUUUAUGAGGUAUCUCUUAGACUUUCGCCUUGAAAUAGAUUAUAAGCAUAUCUGACGUGUUUUAAGACUCGAGCAUUAACUUUUAAUUUCAAAAUCUCUAUUUAAUAUAUAUUUUUAUAUUUAACUGACAGGAAUAUUUUGCUACUCGUCUCGUACCCAUAAAUGGACGCCUGGUGAUGCAAUGUUUAGAAGCACGUAGCUGUCCUCUCGCCUUGCUGCACUUCUGUGUGUUAGACUUACAAUAGUGUAGUGCUCAAUCUAUGUACCUUCACACUAAGUGCAUCUGUUUAGGUUAAGCUUAGAGUCUCAGUCUACAGUAACAAUAGAAUAUUUCACCUACAAACACCUACGUAAUCAUUGCAAUAUUCUUCAUCAUUUUAAGUUUUCGUUUUUAAAAUUCUGGUUCUGCAUAAAUCUAAGUUAUUUUUAAUCGAUUAUCUAGAGUAUAGGUAAGUGUUAUAGGUAACUUGUGGACAAUACUUUCAAAAACUAUAUAAAGGUUACUGAAUCAGAUUAUAUACUGCACCAUGUUACUCCAUGUCGAUGCAAUAGCAGACCUAGCGGACAAUGUAUUUGUAUUUCAAAAUUGUUUGGUGCUGAUUUAUUACGUAUAGUUUCUUAUUGUGGCCAAACAACGCACAAAGUAAUCUGUAGCUUAUUAUUUAUUAUCACCCAUUUCAAAACGUUUAAUAACAUAGUGAUUUCUUUUCGCUAUUGUAUAUAAACAUAUUUCGGAUAUAAAAAUUGCAGGUCCAAUACACGCCUAAACCAUCCAUGAUGAUUAACUUGGAAAUAAUUCUCGUAAAUUUAUAUUAUAGUUGUUUAGAAUUGACCUGGUUUAUUUCAUUGUUCUAGUAAAGAAUUAUAUUCUAGUAUUUGUUCAGGCAUUUAUGCAACUAACCUGUGUUAGUUUAUUACCAUAUAACAGAACCUCUUAACUUAUAUCCGUAAAGAGAUCAACAAAUUUUUCACUAGUGCCUGUAGUUACCACCCACUGUUUACAACUAUUUAAAAUAACAAUUAUAUAGUAAUAAAUAUCUUUUGUGUAAAAAAUAAAUCGAACUGACUUGCCGAGCACACCAUGAGAAGAUUUUUAGGCCAUCGGAUACACUGAAAUGGCGUUAUUUUUUAAGUCUUUCCUUUCAUGUUCAAAAAUGUUACGAUGGUUAGAGAGCGGAUGAGAGUGAACGGUAAGUCAGUUUGAUUUACUUCCUACCGGUAUCACUCCGUAUGUAGCUAGCUAAGUUGUAUUCAUUGACAUAAACACUGGUGUGAUGCACUACUGGAAUUGCAUAUGUAAAAUAAACAUCACUUUAUCUAGUGAAAUAUUAAAGAGUUGCUAGUUUUAAUGUUGAAAAUACACUAUAGGUUUCGACUAGACUCUUCAAUAUGUCCACAAGGACCGAAAAUACUUCAUGAAAUUCUUAUCUCGGUUUUCCCUUAGAAACUAACAAGAACAAAUCUCAUUCAAUUGCGCACGAACGUUUUUUAACCAAUUAGUUAAGUGAGUUUUUCAGCCAAAACUACUAUUGGCCAUGAACUAUGAUACUAGUAUUAGAGUAGCGAAUUGGCGCCAAACAAUCGUCUAACUAUGUAAACUUUAUCCUGUUGCCGCUUAACUAAACCUCGAUUGCUCCGAUAUUUGUAUUUCACAAAAGCGUGUUUCAAAAUCCUCUAUGACAGCGGCAAAGCUGUAUGAUCUUGAUAAUUAUUGGUGUUUGGGUGUAAAACUGGGGUUACGAUAACACCGACAGACAGUCAUUUUUAAAUGGCGAUAUCUACUAGUACUAUUCCACCUGGUAUUGCCGGAUUAGUAAUAUAAUUUUAUAUUUAUUUUUAUUUUUCUAAGUGAAAUCCAGAGUGGGAAAACUUUGAAUUAAAUUUUACAAAUACCGCUAAUUUUAUUUGAUAUGUAUUUAUUUGUUGAAAGUUUAAUAUGUACAUUUACCCGUAGUUUCGUAAUCGUGACGCAAAAUUUGUUUCACAAAGAGAAAAGUGGGUAUUUUAUCUAUUUAUGCAAUGUUAUGCAAUAAAUGCAAUCUUGUACAAAUCGCUUUUUAUUUUAAUAAAUUAAAAUAUUCUUAUUUAUCCUUUUCGGUUUCUGCAUAUCUUACGAAUAAUAAAAACUUUAUUACUAAGGAAUACAAUUAGCUAUUUCUUAGAAUAUCUCUGGUGAAUGUUAUACAGAUUUCCUUUUGAAUAAUAAUAGGGCCACUUAAAAAGGUCCCUUGAUUAAUGGUACAUUUGCCACACCUAAUUGUUAUUAUUUUAAUUGUAUGUACAUGAAAAACUAUAUCCAUUAUAAUUUACAAACGGUUUUGGUAACAGCACGUGUAUAGAAGCUUUAAGGGAAAGCCUUAGGCGUAAAAUUAGAGUUUAAAUACGUUUUCCUAUUUAACCAAUAAUAUAUACACGCAUUACUUAUAUGAAACUAUUUUACUGACAAUUAAUAACUAUGUUUAAAUACAAUGUGUGGAUUGUCCUAGUCUACUUAAAUGAGUGAUAUAUUUAUUAAAAGUAACGCAGUUUAAGAAGAUCAAUAAGUAGCGUACUGUAUAUAGUUUUACAGUAGCGAAGUGUGAACAGUUAUACAAUUUUCUUAAUUCAUAGGCUUAAGUUAUUCUUUAUCAUUUUCCUUUAAUAAUUUAAAAAUUACUAUCAUCAUGCCCUCCCUGUCGUAGUUCAUGUCCAGAGUCUAGUAUGGUAAGUCUUAACAGAAUGGAAAUACGAAGAAUACAUAAACAUUAAAAUCGAUCGACGUUAAAGUAAUCAGUUUUAUGGGCAGUUCCUGCAGUGAAUCUAACUACCAAUGCAUAUCAUGUACCACACUAGAAAUAUAAUAUCACAAUGCAAAGUGUGCUCAAAGAGGCUAUAUGUGGAUUACCUGUCUUACUCAGUCCGUAUCUAUAUAACAUAUCAAAUAGGCCUAACGCUUGUAUGUACCACGUCUAGCCCACGUGUAUAUUAGUGUUGUAAAAAUGUAAUGUAUUUGUACAAUGGUGAGUGUGUUUUGUAUGUGAUUUCUAAAAAAAGUGUCGCUGCACACAUAUUAUACACCUAUUCCUUUAUUUAUCCUUUGGGUGUCUUAGUUGUAAAACAAAUCAAUUUCCUCGCUGUCAUCUACAGGUAGGGAAAAGUUCUUAAUAGCACGUUUGACUUUUUACUUUAACAUGAAUGGGUCUUCAACCCUUCUACAAGUAAUGAAAAUUAAUAUCGGUUUAAAUAACACAGUCGAAAUCCACAUUUUGAUACGUGUAAAGAAAUUUAUGUACAAAGGCAGUUGCUAAAUUAUAAAAAUAUCUAUCAUUUCGUAAACAUGAAAAUUAUUUUCAUCCAAUCAACUAGAUGGUAAAAAUUCAGACAAAUAACAAAGACUAAACUUUAUUAGUAUUCAAUUCAAGCAAUUUGCAAUAUUAUAAUAUUUUAUUGUUAAAGUGAUACUAUAUCUAAUUUUUCUAGUGACUAUCUUAAAACUUAAUUAAUACAAUUAAUACUUAAUUAGAUUAAUACAAAGAGUAAAAAUACCAAUUAACUGUUCUAACUACGUGAAAACCGCAACAAUAUGACGAUACAAUCACAGGUCUCCAAUGCUGAUGUCACCCAGAUUUUAAAAUUAUUACAACUUUAUGUAUGUAAAAUGUUUAUAUAUGGUCUUUUAAACAUAAUCACCCAACUUUUAAGUCUAGUGCAGUAACUAUCUGAAAAAAUACAUCAAGCAAUGAGUCGUUGUGAGUAGUAUAUUCGUGAAUUUGACAGGAUCUCUAAGUAAAUGAUGUGAUAUGCUAGAGUGCAUAGACACACGAUAAAUAAAGGUUUGUCGUGCAACCAAAUAAGAAACUGGCGACUAAAAGUAAUUGAAUUCUGUGUGCAAACUAAUGCAAGUUUUAUUAGUGCAUUCAGUCGUAUAGUGAUCAAGCAAAGAUUUCUUUUGAGUAUGUAAAAAAUACCUACGAGGCCACUAAAGAAAAAUAAUUUUAACCUGGGAAACACGAGGUAUUUGAAGUUCAAAGUACGAGGCCAAAUUUCCCUAAAACUAACAACGUUCUACAUACUUAUUUGGGACAAAGUAAAAAUUUUGAAGUAUAACUUACUUGAAAAGAGCUUUUAAACUUUAUAAAUAUAAAUAAAUAACUAAUAAAUACCUUCAAAAUAAAAGAAACAAACAAACAAAAUACGGAAAUAAUAUACUGGAAUGUUUUCGAAGCUUAGCGGCAAGCUAAAUAAUUAAAAGAAAUGAUUGUUACUUUAAAACCGGAGGUCUCUGAACGAGUUUCACAUGUAACUAGACAUUACGUUUUUUGUCUUCUAAAAAUUAUAACGUUCUCAUGAUAACGUGUCCAUAGUAAGUUGAUUAUAUGACGAUAAAGGAUAAAAAGUUCUUACAGUUUAUACAGAGUGUUAAAAACUAAAGAAUGCCCAAUUUUGCUCUAAUUUCUUUUUUAAUCCAGCAUAGGAUGGCCAUGUGAUACAUAAUCCAUAUGUGUUAUCUCACUCAAAAUCCCCUAGAUCCAUGUACGAUGAGAAUCCGACAUUGUAAGGUACUAAAUAAGCAAAUGAGAGUGUACAGCAUAUAUUACCAAACCUUUUAUUUUAUUCACCGAUCACAAACCUGACAAAUAAUCCACACGUAAACAUUUCAAAAUUUGAGUGAACUUAACAAAAUCUCGUAUACGGUCUGAUAAAAAUUUUGCUUGGAUUGGAUGUUUCAAAAAGUGCAAUAUAGAUAAUUGAGUUUUAUAUUUAUUAUUUGAUUCAGGAUCUUGUAAAACUUCAAGAUAAAUACAACAUGGUUCUCUAAGGCUUAGUAUGUAGUCAGAAACAAAAUAUUAAUUAAUAUUUCUCAGUAUAUCUCCUUAAGAUGUGUAUUUUAUCGUAUCAUAUUCCACGUAUAUAUAUUAAUCAGAAUGAUAUCUGUCAAAAUAAUUUUUAAAUAGGAUUGAGCCUCCGAGAGAACACUUGUAAAUUUUAAAAUAUCCAUUAUGUUUUACAUAAAAUUAUUAAACAUAACCUUAAGUGAAUUGUACAAUAAAAUAUAAAUCACAACUCGAGUAAAAUUGAACAAAUUGUUGCUAAUAUUUGUCGAUUAUUCAAUAUAAAAGAUGCUAUUAAGCCAUUUUCUCGAUCAACAGGUGAUAGCAAAGCACAAGCUGUUGUCCGCUUGCUUUUAGAUCUCAAGGUGCGCCUUAUCCCCACGUGGGCGACUCCCGGGCUCAGGUCGUCGCCCACGUGUCGCCCAACUGCACAGCUGUAACCUUAUUGUGCAGCUUUGUAAAGCGGUUACUGUAUUUAACAACUAGGAAAACUGUUACUGUGGUGUAGGUACAAAUGUUUAAAGCUGUUACUUUGCCGUAACACUUUGUAAAACUGUUACUAUAUUUUACAACUGAGUACUAUGAUACACUUUUAUAUAGUCAGUAAAUCAUUCCAAUCAUUGUAUGCCUGUGGCUCUGUUUUAAACAUAAAUAACAACUUCAAGCACGUAACAUGUGUCUACUUGAACGAGCACUUCCAAAAAAACUUUGUAUUAUUGUUCCCUCGAAAUUGAAGAGAUCAUCUUAAUUACAGCUACCUACAUAAAUAUGCUAUGUAACUUUAUUUUCAUGCAUACAAAUAUACUUUAACUUAACAUUGGUUUAGAAAAUUACGUCUUUUAUAUGUCAACCAAAUACACUGAUUUCCAUUACGAUAUCGCGCAAAUAAUCCAAAAACUGUUAUUAUUGCCUUCAGCGCUUAAAGAACUAAUUUUAAAUCAAAAUAUACUCUCUAAUUAUAUUUUUAUGGUUAUAGAUUUCAAAUUAUCAUUGCAUAUCACAGUUAAUUGUUAUUGCUAUAUUAUUCAUGUUCCAUUAUUAUUAUUAUUUGUUUUAAUACAUUGGUCUUCCACAUUCUAAUGAAACCUUCCUUGUUUAGUUCACAUCUUAUAUUCAGCUAUAGACCAUUCAGCUCCAAAAUCCAGCACACAUCAUACACAGAAUACAGCCUUUCUAAUGGAAAUAAAGCAUAUAUAUAAAAGAACACUAUGCAGUUUUAUUGCUGUAUACGUUAUAGAAGUAUUAUAUAUCUAUCAUACUGUUAGAACAAAAAUAACACAUCCUGCCGGUAUGAGUACAAAUUACCUGCUUCCUGGGUUUGGAAUAUUUCAUGGGUUUCAGGAUAAAAUGAAAACGCAAAAUCUUUUUGGGAUUAAAAACCUCUGAUGAACUGGUUUUAUUCAGUAGUUACUUGAUAUUUGAACCGCAUUAUGACAGAUAUGGCUUAAUAUUUAUCCUUAUUUGUCGAAUCAUUGACUGUAACAGUUUUUCAAAGUGUCGAGGUCUACUCUGUUGUACCAAAAAGUAACAGUUUUGCAUUGCGGUUUAGUGCAGUUGUGAAUAUGUAACAGGCAUUUACAAUUGUAACUGCAAUGUACAGCUUUUCUGUUGUGAGCUCAGCUGAUGUAUCGUACUGUACUGUAAAUGUAGAAUAACUGUAACUAUUUAUAUAUUGUGUCAAAAGCACGCUAUAGCUUAGACUAGAUUUAAGUUGGUUUAUCUGUAAGCGUGUAGGUAAAAUGUAGCAGUGUUGGUUAUCCAACAAGUAAUUUAUUCGGAUUUGAAGUAUUCAAGAGAUUAUAUUUGUAAAGAUGGUUUACAUUACAUGAACUUAAAGUUCAUCUAGAAAGUCUCAAAGACUUUAUGAAUGAAUUGAAAUUAUAAAUCAAAAAUUGGAAAUUAUUCCUAAGAUUUAAAUUUAAAUUUCACCGCUAUACAUUUUUUAUUACAAAAUUUAAUCAUGGUUAUUCAAUGUAAUGGUGAUUAUAUUAGAAAUAAAAACUUAAAUUUAUAAAAUAUAUAAAAAAUAAAAUUAUUUCUAUGAGCGAAAACCACGCAUUAUUCGAAUUUUGAGAAUAUCAAAUAAACUAUUUUUGUCGAUUAGAAAAAUAUAUAAGUAGAGGAGAGAAAGAUUUUUUUUAGUCGCUGAAUUCUUUGUUUUGAAUUGCAUGUAUAACUGGAAACCUCUAAACAGAAGAACCCAUAUAGGGAUGCGAGUAAAAGAAAAAAAAUAAUUAUAUCCCUUAAGAAAAUCCGCAUUACAAAUAUAUUUAUUAUUUAAUAAAACAAAAUAAGCAACACUGCUGCAUAGCAUUUAAGAGUGUACAAAUAAGGAAAUGAAGUAUACGGUAUCCUUAAGUUUGAUUUCGGCCAAUGAAGUGGACAUCUAAAUAAAUGAUAGGUGAUAAGAAAAGAGUUUUAUACUUUAUAUAAUUUGUAUAACUCAUACUAUACUACUGUGUGUGAGUUUUGAAGUGAAAACAUAUUUGUUAUCUAAGCCAGACGUAUUUCUACUUACCUUCAACUAUACCCUGUCUUUUCAUUUACAUUACAGGAUUAUGUCACUUCCAUUUGACAUAACAAAACUGUAAUAUCUAUUUUAUUUCACUGUCAACUUUACUUAGUGGAUUUAAAAUAGAAAUAAGAGUUUUAUUCAAUUUCAGUGCGAGCCUUUUGGGCUGUUGAUAAAUAUGUUUACAACUCCAACAAUUGAAGAACAGGAAUGUAAUUUCAAUCUAAAUAUGGUUGAGAGCCUUGUUAACUUACUUUUAAUCCACUAAAUUCUGUAACUGGUUUUAUUUUGUGUCUAUUUUUAAUAAACCUUAUGUAUUAUUACUUUCUUAUAUUUAUUGAUAAUAUUUGCUGGUCAAAUAUUUGAAUAUUCGAAGGUAAUAUAAAAAAUCAGUUAUUGUUUACAUCGUACUAUUAGUUAUUAAGUAUCUUUAGAUCGUUUCUCGAGGAUUUAUUAAAAAUACGAUGUGUUGGAUUCCAACCCACACAUGGGCUGGAACUAAAAAAACUGCGCUUAAUCAAAACUCAAUAAUUUGUGUUAAUAUAAUAUCACUUUUUUAACUCUAUGUCAUUAAGUCAGGAAUAGGUGUUGCAUUAUAGGCUCGAGUAGUUUGUAAUACGGUACCUAUAAAGGUAUAAGUAAUUGUGGGCUCACAUCAAUAAAUUCACUACGUUUAUAAAAUGUGAAUCAUAAUGGAGUUUAUUUACCAAAUGGAUAUGUGGUACUAAUUCCUUGCACAUGUUUUGGUUGUACUGAAUUCACACACAGUAGCGCUUUUACUCCGGUGUUCGAUGUACGGACAUGUAUGUUCUGUUUGUAUCAUUGUUAUGUACCACCUGACGUUGUAACACAUUGGAAAAUAUCAAUAAAACUGAAAACAAUGUC
This is a messenger RNA of Homalodisca vitripennis (glassy-winged sharpshooter), 12019 nucleotides long. Its product is annotated as acetylcholinesterase-like. Gene Ontology annotation, cellular component: plasma membrane. The coding region runs from base 124 to 2151 and encodes 675 amino acids. Lineage: Eukaryota; Metazoa; Arthropoda; Insecta; Hemiptera; Cicadellidae. Gene Ontology annotation, biological process: choline metabolic process; acetylcholine catabolic process in synaptic cleft. Gene Ontology annotation, molecular function: acetylcholinesterase activity. The record is from RefSeq and is a predicted model, not a curated record. The transcript is spliced from 10 exons.